Molecule: messenger RNA, 207 nt
Organism: Leptosia nina
Lineage: Eukaryota; Metazoa; Arthropoda; Insecta; Lepidoptera; Pieridae
Source: the annotation of a GenBank genome assembly
AUGCGGGCCGCCCCCCUCACGACCCCCUCCAUAGCGCACGUCAAAGGCCUUUGUGCGAAUGUGUUGGAACGCGCUGAUAAGCAUAGCGCUAUAUGUAAACGAGGUUUUGUUUGCACUCCAGAGAGAAGCGCUGACGACCACAAGCAGGCCUUGACAGUUCAAGAAGCUUUGCGCCUAGCUGGAGCGUUCCUUGCUCCUGAUUUAUAG